Rangifer tarandus platyrhynchus (Svalbard reindeer) is the source of this 336-nucleotide messenger RNA. NCBI's taxonomy places the organism in Eukaryota, Metazoa, Chordata, Mammalia, Artiodactyla, Cervidae. The record is from the annotation of a GenBank genome assembly.
AUGUCCAUGCUGAGCCACAGUCAGGGAGUAGAGCUGGCCAGAAAGGGAGGGGGUGAGAGAUGGAAAGAGCAGGAGCAGAGAUGGAAAGAGCAGUGCAAUAGAAUGACAUGUCUGGGAAGCAGCAAAUACUUUCUUGAUACUGGAGCUUCACAUAUGAGGCAGGAUAUAGUGGAUGAUGAGACUAGAGAAGAAGGUGUGGCCACAUCAUGGAAUGAUUUAAAUGCUAUUUUAAAAAGUGUAGAUCCUAACCAAUUGGUCAUGGUUAGCAAAGAAACAGCACAUGUACCACCUUCCUCCCUGUCUAUUCCCAAGGUAGACAUAAUUAACAGUUAUUGA